CGCAAGGUUGACAAUAGUCUACUAGGGCCUUCACGACAUCCGUAAGAGACAAAGCUACCUAGGUAGGACUGAUUCAAGCUAUAAUCGGCUUUAGAAACCCUUAGGCAGUCUCAUACCCAAAAGCCUCGUCGUUAAUAGGCUGGUCUACUACGAAGCCGCCAAAUGAAAUGUCGUCCACAUCAUCACCAACAAUCGAACACCCGUUCCUGGGUAGAAUCAAGGGAGUCCUUUUGGAAAACGACACCAUAGUGCAAUUCCGAGGAAUUCCUUUCGGAACUAUUCCCACGAGAUGGGCUGAUCCCGUUCUAGUAAGUGGAAAACUCAGCCAGGAUACUUUCGACGCAACUCGUUUCGGGCCAUCCUGCCCCCAAGGCGCUGGAGGACAAGAGUUCGAUGUUUCGCUGAUAGGCAACAUGCAACUCCAAGCGGAGCCGGUGAUACAAGACGAGGCUGAUUGCCUCAACCUGGUGAUUACCUGCCCGACAGGGCUUGCUGUGGGUACUAAGGUCCCGGUGAUGGUCUGGGUUCAUGGGUCAGUCUAUUCAUUUCUAAUGACCAUAAUUGUUUGUUACAGUCGCAGAUGUAUCUCUCCCGUCUUUUGCUAAAUCGAGUUCAGAGGCG
This is a messenger RNA of Boeremia exigua, 621 nucleotides long. Its product is annotated as Alpha/Beta hydrolase protein. Lineage: Eukaryota; Fungi; Ascomycota; Dothideomycetes; Pleosporales; Didymellaceae. The record is from RefSeq and is a predicted model, not a curated record. The coding region runs from base 168 to 605 and encodes 145 amino acids. The transcript is spliced from 2 exons.